Diceros bicornis minor is the source of this 1863-nucleotide messenger RNA. RefSeq names its product RNA polymerase I and III subunit C (gene POLR1C). NCBI's taxonomy places the organism in Eukaryota, Metazoa, Chordata, Mammalia, Perissodactyla, Rhinocerotidae. Gene Ontology annotation, biological process: DNA-templated transcription. Bases 427 to 1302 code for a protein of 291 amino acids. The record is from RefSeq and is a predicted model, not a curated record. The transcript is spliced from 8 exons. Gene Ontology annotation, molecular function: protein dimerization activity; DNA binding. Gene Ontology annotation, cellular component: RNA polymerase I complex; RNA polymerase III complex.
GAAUGGGAAAGGGGGCAGAGGUAUGAAUGAUUUCCUUCCUGAAGGAGAUGACAUCUGAAUUGAGCUUUAAACGGUGAGUGGAAGCUGACGACAGCGAAGGGUGAGGAAGGACUAAGAACAGAAGCUGAAUUAUAAAGGCCUUUGUGAGCUGUGCUCCGGGUAUGUCCAAGCAGUUAAUUAUUGCUAGAAUGUAAAGCGGGCCGGCGUGCAUAGGAAUAAGGAGCUUUUGAAGAGCUCUUAAGUAGAGCUGAUAAGAUUUGCAACUUUAAUGGUUGGGAGAGAAUGAAUCUGAGGAUCAUCAUAUGGGGCAGGCAGAUUUGUGAUAGAAUUGUAUAGGGAGCUGAGGUUGAAGGCAUGAACUAAGAUUAUCAUCACGGAAAUAGAGCAAAGGAGAGAGAGAAGAAUUUCCGUGUGGAUGUGGUACACAUGGAUGAAAACUCAUUGGAGUUUGACAUGGUGGGAAUCGACGCAGCCAUAGCCAAUGCUUUUCGACGCAUUCUGUUAGCCGAGGUGCCAACCAUGGCUGUGGAAAAGGUCCUGGUGUACAACAACACGUCCAUUGUCCAGGAUGAGAUCCUCGCUCAUCGCUUGGGGCUCAUUCCCAUUCAUGCUGAUCCCCGUCUUUUUGAAUAUCGGAACCAAGGAGAUGAAGAAGGCACAGAGAUAGAUACUCUGCAGUUUCGGCUGCAAGUCAGGUGUACUCGGAACCCCCAUGCUGCUAAAGAUUCCUCUGACCCCAAUGAACUCUAUGUAAACCACAAAGUGUACACCAGGCACAUGACAUGGGUGCCCCUGGGAAACCAGGCUGACCUCUUCCCGGAGGGCACUAUCCGACCAGUGCAUGAUGAUAUCCUCAUUGCUCAGCUGCGGCCUGGCCAGGAGAUUGACUUGCUCAUGCACUGUGUCAAAGGCAUUGGCAAAGAUCAUGCCAAGUUUUCACCUGUGGCAACAGCCAGUUACAGGCUCCUGCCAGAUAUCACCCUGCUUGAGCCGGUGGAAGGGGACGCAGCUGAGGAGCUGAGCCGUUGCUUCUCACCUGGUGUUAUUGAGCUGCAGGAAGUCCAAGGUAAAAAGGUGGCCAGAGUUGCCAAUCCCCGGCUCGAUACCUUUAGCAGGGAAGUCUUCCGGCAUGAGAAGUUCAAGAAGGUUGUACGGCUGGCUCGGGUCCGGGACCAUUAUAUCUUCUCUGUCGAGUCAACAGGGGUGUUGCCACCAGAUGUGCUGGUGAGUGAAGCCAUCAAGGUACUGAUGGGGAAGUGCCGGCGGUUCUUGGAUGAACUAGAUGCGGUUCAGAUGGACUGAAGUUUACACUGGACUUAUGGCAUGGCUGGGCUUGCAGGCUUGCUCCUGAGGCCAACUGAAGAUUCUGGAUUUUUUUUUUUUUUUUUGUGAGGAAGAUCAGCCCUGAGCUAACAUCCAUGCUAAUCCUCCUCUUUUUGCUGAGGAAGACCGGCUCUGAGCUAACAUCUAUUGCCAAUCCUCCUUCCCCCCCACCCCCAAAGCCCCAGUAGAUAGUUGUAUGUCAUAGUUCCACAUCCUUCUAGCUGCUGUAUGUGGGACGCAGCCUCAGCGUGGCUGGAGAGGCAGUGCGUCGGUGUGCACCCGGGAUCCGAACCAGGGCCACCAAUAGUGGAGCAUGCGCACUUAACCGCUAAGCCACGGGGCCAGCCCAAGAUUCUGGAUUCUAACUUGCCCCCACAGGAGUGCUGUAGAGAGCCCAGUGUGACUAGAGGUCCUGAGUUUUUCUGGGACAAUUACAGCUUUAUUUUCAGUCAAUACAUUUUGUUAAAUGUACCACAAAACGUGACUUUUAUGCCUUUGUAAGGUGUUAAUGUAAAUAAAUUCACAUUCAAAAAGCUUUUU